AUGCUUUCCGAAAAGUUUCUCCACAAAUGCGUUUACCAUGUCCUAAUGCUCCUCGUGCUCAGUCACACCUCGUCAAAUCUGUUAAAAGUUCUUUAUAUCUUUCAAAUUUUAGGUGAUAUCCUACCUUACUUCCAUAAGGAGUACCCACUUAGAAGGACUAGAGUGCCCGCAGUAGCGCACACCUGCCGACGAGCGAUUCGUCAGGCUAGACCAGCACAACCGGUUUCGGUGGGAACUUCAAUGGAAGGCGAUAGUCAUGGCAGCCCUGUUGGUUCAUCUAACCCUCCAUUUGGCACGGCGGCAAGGGAAGAAAAGUUGGUCAAAAAUGACAGUCCGAAGCCAACUUGUCGUCCACGGCUCAAAAAACUCCGCAGACACAUGUCAAACCUCUUCCUGGGAUGCUGUCGUGGUGGUGCUGAGAAGCCUUAG
Molecule: messenger RNA, 429 nt
Organism: Echinococcus granulosus
Lineage: Eukaryota; Metazoa; Platyhelminthes; Cestoda; Cyclophyllidea; Taeniidae
Exons: 4
Coding region: 1-429 (142 amino acids)
Source: RefSeq, a predicted model, not a curated record